GUUGGUUGGGCUGCUGGCUGCCUGCAAAGGGCAGAGAGAACAGACACCCACCCAGCUGCGAUGGCCUCUCCAGCUACAGCAGGGGACAUAAAAGAUGAUGCCAUUUGCUCCAUCUGCCUGGGGUAUCUGACAGAGCCGGUGACUAUAGCGUGUGGGCACAACUUCUGCCGAGCCUGCCUCACCCAGUACUGUGCGGAAAAGGGAGCGGGGACACCCCUGACCUGUCCCCAGUGCAGAGCCCAGUUCCAGAAAGGGGAGUUCAAGCCCAACACCCAGCUGAGCAACAUUGUACAAAAGCUCAAACAACUGGGGUUAAAACCAGGAAAAGGGCAAAAGGAGGAUCAGUGUGAGAGACACGAGGAACGUCUCAAACUCUUCUGUGAGGAGGAUGGAGAAACCAUUUGCUGGGUGUGUGAGAAAUCCCGGGACCACAAGUCUCACACGGUGGUUCCCGUGGAGGAGGCUGCCCAGGAGUACAAGGAGAAACUCCAGGGAGCCCUGGGCCCUCUGAGGAAGGAGCUGGAGGAAGCCCUGGUGCUGACGUCUAAAGAGAAGGAGAAAACCACAGAGUGGCAGAGGAAAGUGAAGAAUAAGAGAGAGACGAUUGCAGGUGAAUUUAACAAACUGCACACGCUGCUGAGAGAGGAGGAGCAGCUGCUUCUGCAGAGCCUGGAGGAGGAGGAGAGGGAGACUCUGCAGAGACUAAGGGAAAAUGUAACCAAACUCUCCCAGCAAAGCUCCUCUCUGCAGCAGCUGAUCAUAGAGAUCGAGGAGAAGUGUCAGCAACCAGUUGUGGAGCUGCUAAAGGAUGUGAAAAGCACAUUGAGCAGGAGUGAGAAUGUGAAACUCCAGGAACCAGAAGCUGUUUCUACUGACCUGAAGAACGUGUAUAAAAUUUCCCUUGACAUGAGGAAAGCGCUGAAGAGAUUCGAAGUGGACGUGACUCUGGAUCCAGACACGGCUCAUCCCAACCUCGUCCUGUCUGAGGAUCGGAAACGUGUGAGACACGGAGACAAACGCCAGGAUCUGCCCGACAAUCCUGAGAGAUUUGAUAGAUAUUCCAUUGUCCUGGGCGCUGAGGGGUUCGUGGGCGGGAGGCGUUACUGGGAGGUGGAGGUGGGAGACAAGACAGGCUGGGACCUGGGGGUUUGUAGGGAAUCUGUGAGGAGGAAGGAGAAGGUCACACUCACACCUGGGAAUGGAUACUGGGUUGUUGUGCUGAGGAAUGGGGGAUACAAGGCCAGCACCUCCCCCAGUACCUCUUUCCCCGUGAGCGUCAGGCCCAGCCGGGUGGGGAUUUUCCUGGACUAUGAGGCGGGCGAGGUCUCGUUUUACAAUGUGACUGACAGGUCCCAUCUCUUCACUUUCACUGACACCUUCUCUGGGAACCUCCACCCUUAUUUCUGUCUUGGUUACAGUGCUGGGGCUACAAACACGGCUCCCCUGAUAAUCUGUCCGGUCCCAGCUCAGGCCGGAGGGAAUCUCUGUCCCUGACAGUGACUCCGCAGCACACACUGGCCCCUCUCAGCCCUGCUGCUCUUCCCGCCCACCAGUGAUGGGGGCCAGUAGUACUGCAGCAACUGGACUUUCUGUGCUGACCGGACGCUGCCAGUUUCCCUUUUCAACUGGAGGUUCCAGUCGAAAACCGGACACCUGGGAACCCCCAGCCCCCACCUUCCC
Mauremys mutica (yellowpond turtle) is the source of this 1680-nucleotide messenger RNA. RefSeq names its product E3 ubiquitin-protein ligase TRIM39-like. Gene Ontology annotation, molecular function: protein binding; zinc ion binding. The transcript has 6 exons. The record is from RefSeq and is a predicted model, not a curated record. The coding region runs from base 61 to 1494 and encodes 477 amino acids. NCBI's taxonomy places the organism in Eukaryota, Metazoa, Chordata, Testudines, Geoemydidae.